This is a messenger RNA of Spodoptera frugiperda (fall armyworm), 4753 nucleotides long. RefSeq names its product ceramide transfer protein (gene cert). Gene Ontology annotation, biological process: ER to Golgi ceramide transport. Bases 154 to 1890 code for a protein of 578 amino acids. The transcript has 13 exons. Gene Ontology annotation, molecular function: phosphatidylinositol-4-phosphate binding. Gene Ontology annotation, cellular component: Golgi apparatus. The record is from RefSeq and is a predicted model, not a curated record. NCBI's taxonomy places the organism in Eukaryota, Metazoa, Arthropoda, Insecta, Lepidoptera, Noctuidae.
UUAUCAUCUGUGACACUGGAAGUCAAACGUCAAAAACAGCAACAAUUUUCGCUGUGUAUCUUCCCAUGUAACGAGUUUUUGAUAAUUAUUAUUUUUCGUUUUGUUUAGUUUGUCUAGAAUUUAAUGUAAAUAUUAAUUCUUAACAUUUGCAACAUGAUUGAGGAAAAUAUAACAGUGAGCGAUAACUCGGAUCUGGAGGAUGGCGGAAAUCCAGAACUUCGCGGAUACUUGAGUAAAUGGACAAAUUACAUUCACGGUUGGCAGGACAGGUUUAUUGUUUUGAAGGAUUCUACUUUAUCGUACUACAAGAGUGAAUUGGAGAGUAAUCUUGGAUGCCGUGGUGCCUUAUGCCUGAAGAAAGCCAAAGUCAAGCCUCAUGAAUUUGAUGACUGCAGAUUCGAUGUGUCUGUAAAUGAUUGUGUCUGGUACUUGAGAGCGACUAGUCCCGAGGAAAAACAGCAGUGGAUUGAUGUUUUGGAAUCAUUCAAAGUGGACAGUAAUGUUAAUAGUAAAGACAAAAACAACAUCACAAUAAGAAUAGCAAGAGUACCAACAGAUCAAGUGGAAUCAGGAUAUGGGACCAGCUCAGACAGCAGUUCUAACGGAGGCGGCUUGCGGAGACAUGGUUCUGUUACUUCCUUGCAGUCAACUGGCUCUCAUGGCCGCACAACUCGUCGUCUCGCCGAGAAGAUUGCGGAACUGGACACGUACAACGAGCUCCUUUCGAAGCAGGCUAUCCAACUGCAACAGUACUUCGACAUGUGCGUCGCGGCUUACCCACAGAUCAACGAUGAUGCCUCUGAAGCUAUUGAUGCUGUUAAAUUGGCUGAUGGUAACGACCUAAACCUGCACGUGGGCGAGGUGCGUGCAACGAGCGCCUCAUUCCGAGCAACAUGUGGCGCCACUAUCGCCACACUGCAGCACUGCGCUGAACUGCUCCGGCGCAGGGAGAAACAAGCCCGACAGGCUGAAGAACUGUACAUGGCUUUGAAGAAUCAGCUGACAGAAGCGAGGUUGGCAUCGAAACCGGGGCCAGAUCAUGAGGAGGGUCCUCACUCCACACUGCCAGAUGACGAGUUCUACGAUGCAGUGGAGACAGGGUUCGACAAGAUGGAGGAGGAGCGGUGUGCGCGCGUGGUGCCACCUAGCGUCCACACCAGGGACCAGGUCGAGCUGCCGCCGCCGGCCAUUGACAACAGACUCACUGUACAUCCUUUGUGGCCUGAGAUCGACAGGAUAUCGACGGAACAGAUCCAAGCCGCGUUCGAAGGCGUGGGCGGUGAGAUAGGAUGGCAGUUGUUCGCUGAGGAGGGCGACAUGAGGAUGUACAGGAGGGAGAUGGAGGUGGACGGCAUGGUGACGGACCCGCUGAAGGCGAUGCACAAGGUGCGCGGCGUCACUGCGCGCGAGAUGUGCCACUACUUCUUCAACCCGCGCUACCGAUAUGAGUGGGAGACUACCCUGGAAACGAUGACGAUAGUGGAGGAGAUAGCGUCCGACUCGCUGGUGUUCCACCAGACGUUCAAGCGCAUCUGGCCGGCGUCGCAGCGGGACGCGCUGUUCUGGUCGCACGUGCGGCAGGCCAGCGAGAACACGUACGCCGUCACCAACCAUUCCACCACCAACGCUGAUUAUCCGGCGAACAACGGCGCGUGUAUCCGUCUGUUCGUGACGGUGUGCCUGGCGUGCCACACGACGUACCCGGCCGGGGAGACUCCCACCCGGGACAACAUCACCACCAGCAUCGCAUACUGCAGCACUGUAAACCCAGGCGGCUGGGCCCCGGCGGGCGUGCUCCGCGCAGUAUACAAGCGCGAGUAUCCCAAAUUCCUGAAGCGGUUCACCAGCUACGUGGUAGAGCAGUGCCGCGACAAACCCAUCGCCAUCUAGCGGCACCGGCGCGCAACACGUCGCGGGUGACCGAGCAACAACACGUACACGCACUACUACAAGUACCUUCGAAUAAUCUAUACUUCUCAGUCACACGCCUGACUCUUGCUAUCCCCUUGUCGGUACUGAGAACUAUUCAUAACGAAGUGUAGUGCUUCUAGACGUUAUAUAGGUGUUAUGUAAUGUUAAAGGUUAUAUUCAGGGUGGAGUUUACGAUUCCCGUUUCAUUAUACUCCGUUAAUUUUCUUCGCGAUCUCGGUGCCCAGUCUGGCUUUCACACGAAACUGCUGGAACAUUUUUAGUUUGAAAACAGACUCGGGCUUAGCAGUUCGAAUUGAGAUUCUUUUUUACUAUCAAUUGUCUGAGACGAGAGAGAUAACGCUAUACGUCAGCUGUGCGUUAGACAGAGAGCAAACGUCGUGUCCGCCUGUUAUACGCUAAAUAUCUAACAGUACUUGUGUGUAAAAAGAAAUUGGAUUAAACGUGCUGGAUAACAUAUAUAUUGUCGCUAAACUUGUGUAUGAUCAAAAUAUUUUUAAUUGGUGUUCAAAUAAAUGUUUGAUUUCUACGUUAUUUCUGUCUAUAUAAAGAACACUUUCGAUAAUCGACAAUAAUCCCGUGUCGAAUGUAUAGUUCUCCUUUAAAAAUGUAAAUUGUAACUUUAAUGUGUAAUUAGAACACUGUAUGAUAUAAUAUAUGUACCUACCGUGUCGUUGGGUGUUAUGGUAAUGUAAUAAAAUUUAUACAACGUAAUUCUAUAAAGUGUAUUCAAUAUAAUGAGUCUAUAAUUAUAUAAAACUGUGUUAACACUAGAAUUGGAACUUAAAACGGGAUAUUUACCAUGUUUUUCUAGUUCUCUGAGUUUUCGAUAUUUUGGCACUGUUGCAAGCGCCAUGAUCACGGAUGAAACUUGGUAAAUAACCCGUUUUAAGUUCCAAUUCUGUCAGUUUUAAAACUGUUUUAAAUUUAAAGCGAUGUUGUAAAAAGAUAUUUGUAAAGCACUUUCGACUGCUAUUAGUUGGUUCGUUUUGUUCGAUUUUAUAUUUAUAAUAACACGGUAUUGGCAAGGCUGUACACUUAACUGUAGUGGGUACUGAAGCUUUUAUUGUGAACAUAUAUGAGAGAAUAAUACUUCGACUGUAUAUUAAUAGUGUACAUGCAUUAAACAUAGGAUAUGAGGAACUGUUUUCUAAAGAAACUAAGUAACUGCCGUACUCGAGAGAUAUUUAAUGUUUACUUAAACUAUUCCUUAGUAACGAUUUUGUUACGAAAGCAAUAGGAUAGUAUACUAUGUUUUCUUAAUGUCCGUCUUAUAGGUUAUUUUAAAAUAUUAGACAGGAUUUCAUGUUUUCUUACAAAAUUAAACACUGUUGUCAGUACGUAGAUUUAAAAUAUCGUGUGACGUUAUGAUCUUCUACAUUUUAUAAGUAAAAGUAACGUAACAACCUCUCAAUCAUAAACAUAACUCCAUUUUAUCUAAAUAUUGUAACCCUAUAUGACAGACAAAAAUCGUGUCUAAAAUUUUUGAAUUAUCUAACUGACGGACUAAUUACAUUUUUAAUUUUCAUACUUUACUAUCCUAUUGUUAGGGACUGGGUUAAGUAACCAUUAUUGGCCAAUUUCAAUAACAAAUCAAAAUUGUAUCUCUAGAAAGCAAAUAUGCAGACAAAUAGGUUAUUGUAAUUGGCCGUAAAUCACAUUGAGUACGGCGGUAAGAGUGUUACUCUAGCUUGGUUUUCUAACUACCGACUGCUGAAAAACUUGUCUGUAAAAGUCUUUGUAAAUACAUACACGUUGCGUGGGUACUGUAGUUAUUAUAACUCUGUAAAACAAGGAAUCUCUAGCGAAACUUCUUUUCAAAGCGCGUGCAAGUACCUGACGUAGUGUCACGCCGAAAUGAACCUUAUGGCUGAACAAUGUUAUACUAAUUAUUGAAAAGAUUUUAUAGCAAGCAUGUUUUUGUCUACGGAAGAUUAGUACUUACCUUUUAUAGAAUGACUUGGAAUGUUUUUAAUGAAGAGGGUAAUUAUUCGGGUGGUGAUAGUUUGAUGUGUUCAGUUAGAUAGUUCGCGAAAGAAAACACGUACUUUUGCACUUUCUGGGCUGUGAACUCGGGGAAGUGAGCAGAACCAAUCAAAAAUACACCAAAACCUACAUAUUUUUAGGUACAAAGUCCUUCGAAUGUGUCUUGGUUCGGUUUCUUCGAGGUCACGGCCCCAAAUCCAUUUCAUGUACAGGGUGGAACUAAUUAAUUGUAGUUCUUAAUAUUAUAUCAACUAUGUUAUCUCGGUUUUUGACCAAAUAAAUUUCCUUUUCGCUUAAAUUUAAUGUGGCAGAAUUUUAUUUCAAUAUUUCACUAAUUAUUAUUAUUACCGGAAUUGACAUUUUUAAUUGUUAAAUGUGUAAUUAUUUGUUGUAAAUCGUAUCAUUUGUUUGGUCAAAACUUAAUUUUGCACGAAUUUUGAUAGUAUUACUCGCGUCAUACUGUCUAUUAUUUUAUUUACUUUAAUGCAGACUUCCAUUCCAGCUUUUUGUAUCGAAUAUCUGAUUUUGUAUACAUUUUAAAUUAGGUUUAAUAAAUGGUUACUUGGAUGAACUUCAAAUAUAUAAUAUUGUACAGAAUUUCACGUUUUUGUCUCAAAGUUAAUAUAUUAUUUGCUGUUAUGUGACGGUGCACUGCUAACUUUUUUGUUCGACGUAGUAAAAAAGUUACCAGUGACGUCACGUCCUUAAAAAAAAGUUAAACGUGAGCGGAAGUGUAAGGAAAUUGCAUUUAUAAUACCGCAAUGUUGCAAUUGUAUUAAGUUAUAUGAAAUAUGUUUUUUUUAAUAAUUAUUGUUUAUAAUAAAAUGUUUUAUGGACA